Molecule: messenger RNA, 2007 nt
Organism: Eremomyces bilateralis CBS 781.70
Lineage: Eukaryota; Fungi; Ascomycota; Dothideomycetes; Eremomycetales; Eremomycetaceae
Exons: 3
Coding region: 1-2007 (668 amino acids)
Biological process (GO): nuclear inner membrane organization
Cellular component (GO): nuclear inner membrane; chromosome, centromeric core domain; mitotic spindle pole body
Source: RefSeq, a predicted model, not a curated record
AUGCCGAGUCUCCUGCGGCGGAGUCUUACCUGUUUCUACUGCGGAACAAAAUCUAACCUCAGAUUUGAUGGCAAGAUCAGGAAGUUCCGCUGUCAAAGUUGCGAGGCGGUAAAUUAUCUGGACGAGAAAGGCCAAAUUACAGAUCCUCCGACGAAUGGAACUCCGCAGAAUACGCAUUAUGCCAUUCAGGUACCGCGUCCGAGGUCCCCUGAGCUGGACGCGCAAGACACCUCCCUGUUCUGCUCGACUUGCUUGAAGAACCAAUAUCUCGUCACCCAGGCACUCGCAUCAUAUCUACCCUCGACGGAUGAUCCUCAAUAUGCGGAGUUCGAAGCAUCGCACCCGGAAUACAAGGCGCAGCUAGAGGAGCGCUAUCCCCAAGUAUGCGCCAAAUGCGAGCCACGAGUACGCAGGCGCAUCCAGACUGCCCAGUAUGCUGCUCGGUCGGAUCACCUCCGACGAGUCAUGGAGCGGAAUAGAGGUAGUUCAGGAACAUACACUACUCCUACUACUUCGGGAGGUUCAUGGAAAGGCGGUCUCGUCAAUCUUUGCGGGUUGAUAUGGUGGUCCAGCGCCUUGGUCCAGAUUGUCUGGCACUUGUCGACCUUCUUGGUUGAUUGGGAGGGCUCAGCACCCACUGUAGACGUACGACCGGAAGCAGGAACUUGUCUCCAGAAUGCAAUUACGACCGCCGCCCUUGACUAUGGGUGUUUCGACUCCGUCCACAGGGGUGCAAUACAUGCGCUCAUGCUUGGAAUCCUCGUCAUCUGGUGGAGUCCGGCGUUGAAUGUGAAGUUGAGAACAUCUAGGGCCCACCUUAUGCGCGUAGGACAACAUAUAUUCAUGCAAGCAGUCGUGCUAGCUAUCCGGUCGGUGGCUUGGUGGACUCUGGCAUAUCCAACAGUGCUUGGACUUACCCUCCCUGCGUUUCGCGGCGCACACGCGUUCAUGGUCCUUUUCAUCAUCAUUGGGAUGUAUCUUGGGUAUACCGUCAUGUAUCUCCAGAAGCCGCCUCCGAUCAAAUUCAGCACCAACAUAGAACCCCUGCUUCCAGAAAGAAGCCAGGACAAGCCUGAGGUGGCAUCCGAGCUCAAUCAUCUCGAGUCAUUAUACCUUAAUAAAUCUCCGAUGCGCUUCGGAUCGAGCGAGACCGGACAAUCAGCUUUUCCUAUUGAAAAUCUGGGAUCUCCGAUUACACCCUCUCUGGAUCGCCAAAGUGCUCGGACACCAUCCAUAUACGCCAACACUGAAGCGGGUGCAUCAGAUGACGACACCGAAACCACCGCCGAAUACGAUCCAGAUAACAAUAUGGACUGGACACCGACGCAGCCGGAUCAGCUCAGCCUUCGCCAUCCGGCGUUCAGCCCUCCCCGAUCCUUCCAGAAGUCCACAUCCUUCUCCCCGCCCAACGCCGCAUAUAACCAAGCGCUCGGCGUCUCCUCUCCCAACCAAUCGUUCACAACUGUCGGCGCCUCGCAGUCCAACCCCCUCCUCGGAAGCAACCCAUACGAACCCUCCCCCUUCCGUGGUCCGCUUCCCGCCGCCCCGAUCCACCCCAACCACAAAGCGCGCAACCCUCUUCUCCGACAACAGUUCCGAAAAACGGGCGAGCAGACGCAGGAGCAGUUCUUGGGGCAGCUGAUGAGCAAUUUGGGGAGCUCGAAGCAAGUAUCGCCGCAGGGGGGAAAGAAGCGCGCGGAGAUGGUGCUGCAAAAACCGCAAUGGGUGAUGGAGGAGAAACCGAAGGAUACGGGGCUCGAGUCGUUGUUUGAUCGGGUGUUUACGAUUGGUGAUCACCCGGCGCACGCGGGUGGGGAACAGGCGGUGGUGGGGGCGGAAAAGGGACGGGCGAGUGGCCUGGGAGGUGGGCAGCAACGCUCAGUGAUGGAUUCCAUGACAGGAAUUGUGGUGUUUGGAUUACUUGCAGCGGUGUUAGGGUCCGCAGGAUGGGUGUGGAGUGUCUUUGGGUCAGGGGCCGGUUCAUCUAGCAUAGCCGUAGAGCAGUAA